This is a messenger RNA of Pieris napi, 1711 nucleotides long. RefSeq names its product solute carrier family 35 member F6 (gene Tango9). The transcript has 9 exons. Bases 233 to 1309 code for a protein of 358 amino acids. Gene Ontology annotation, cellular component: membrane; intracellular membrane-bounded organelle. Lineage: Eukaryota; Metazoa; Arthropoda; Insecta; Lepidoptera; Pieridae. The record is from RefSeq and is a predicted model, not a curated record.
AGACUAUAUAGUCGUGUUAGUCUGAGUGUGGUAGAGUGGUGGAUUGAAUUAAUCUAAAAGAAAAAAAAACUGUAUAAAGGAAAAUUUAAUAAAUACUUACCUAAUUAUAAUUCUAUAAGGUACAUGAGAGGCUCUUUUAGCUAUAAAUGUCCAUUGUACAGAAGAGUCAAGAUAUUAUGCAGACUGACGUCUUCCUAUGCUUUAUAGAAUAUGAGAAAGCGUUUGACAAGGAAUGGCGUUUCGUCAAUAUCAACUGCUUCGAGCAGUUUUACUGGUAGGGACAGUUUCCCUCAACACUUUGUGUACUAAUUGGGCCAGACAAAUGAUGUCUAAAGGAUCCGAUGGAGCAGAGAGACUAUUCAAUCAUCCAUUUUUACAAGCAGCUGCAAUGUUUGGUGGUGAAACUUUAUGCCUAUUAGCUUUUAAAGUGGUUUACGUAUUAUCACGAAAAUCUGAGGAAAAUGUUCUUACCAAGGGGAAUCGAAAUUUCAACCCGAUUAUACUUUUUCCAGCUGCAGUGUUUGAUUUGCUUAGUACUGCAAUUAUGUACAUUGGCCUUACCUUCACAUAUCCAAGGAGCUUACUGAUGUUCCGAGGCUCUGCAGUUCUUUUUGUCGGAGUGCUCUCUACCGUAUUUCUAAACAAGCAUAUACUAUUAAAAGAAUGGCUUGGAAUGGCAAAUAUAACGAUUGGUUUUGUGAUUGUUGGAGUCACAGAUGUAAUUUUUGCUUCGUCCAAACACCACAAGGGGCAGAACAGUUUGCUAACUGGAGAUAUACUUAUUAUAAUUAGCCUACUGAUCUCAGCAUGUCACAUGGUUUAUGAAGAGAAAUUUAUUUCCGAUUUGGACAUACCACCCCUGCAAGCAGUGGGCUGGGAAGGCAUAUUUGGUUUCUCUAUGAUGUCACUUCUACUUUUUGUUUUCUAUUGGGUGCCACCCUUACCUCACUUUGGCUAUCGGCCCAAUGGAACUAUUGGAGACGCCAUUGAUGGACUGGUUCAAAUUGGUAAUAAUAAUUUGUUGCUGUGUACUGUAUUGGGCUCGGUUAUCUCUGUAGCAUUGUCCACAUUUGCUGGACUCAGUAUUACCAAGAAAGUUUCAGCCACACACCGCAUGGUUUUAGAUUCCAUUAGAACUAUUGUGAUUUGGAUGGUGUCGGUUUUGGUGAAAUGGCAAGAGUUUUAUUGGUUACACAUUGUUGGGUUUGCCGUUCUUAUUCUAAGCAUAUGCAACUAUAAUCGACUACUGACAUGUAACGAUAGAACAGGUGAUGACGAUGAUGAAGAUUUUAGUAUUUUAAACAUUUAGGCAGUUGUCCAAGUCUGUUCGUUUUUUAAAGGACUAAAUUUCCGUUUAUUUUAACAAUUACGUGUAUAACCUUGAAACAACCGACCCCUAUUUUAUUUUAUUCUUUACACCUUUCAUUAUUUUUUACUUGUAAAUUAUUAAAGUUCUAAUAAGAUAUAUUUUUGCAAGUUCCAUUUGAAUAUCUUUGUUUUUUUUCGUGUUACUAAGCUACGGAGGCAGUACAUGUAUUUUUAAAAUGUAUUUUUUAGAUUUCACUUUUCUUAACUCGUUCAUUUUACUAUGUAUUCAAAUAGAUAAGCCUAAGUUAAAGGCUAUUUAAUGUUUAUAUAACUAGUGAUUACCUAUACUCUUGUAUUAUCUUGCUAACAUAUAAUAAAAGGCUUUCCUUUUAUUACUAACUGC